AUGGCCCGUGGGAGACUCCUUGUACUUGGCGCUACAGGAGCCACUGGUCAGCUUGUUGUACAGCAGGCACUAGAAAAAGGCUGGCAGGUGACCACCUAUGGGAGACGGACGCUGCCAGAACACGCCAACAACGCCGACAUCACGACUUUUGAAGGCGCACUCGACGAUGAACCGUCCCUGUGUACUGCGAUCAGCGGACAGGACGUGAUUAUCUCCCUCGUCGGCCCUUCAGGGAUUACCGCCACCGCAACAGAAGUCUUCGUGCCUGCGUAUAAGCUCAUCUUGUCAACCAUGCGCCGCGAAGGCGUGAAACGAAUCAUCGCACUCAGCACCUUUAGCGUCCAAGAUCCGAAUGAUCAAUUCAGCCUUUCGCGAUGGCUUGCCGUGACCGCGCUCUGGGCAAUGGCGAAUAAGGUCUGGAAGACUGUCGUCGGUGUCUCUCAGGUGUUUGGGGAGGAAGGCGAUCAGAUUGAUUGGACCUUGUUUCGUGUCGGUUUCUUGGCAAAUGGACCGCCGAUGAAGGUGGUUGACGGCUACGUCGGUGAUGGUACACUGGGUUUGUAUCUGCGACGAGCAGAUAUUGCUGCGUGGACUCUUUCCCAGGCAGAAAAGUCACAGCCACAAUUUGUACGACAAAGACCUGGCAUUUGUUCUGUAGCUCAAUAA
Molecule: messenger RNA, 666 nt
Organism: Pestalotiopsis fici W106-1
Lineage: Eukaryota; Fungi; Ascomycota; Sordariomycetes; Amphisphaeriales; Sporocadaceae
Exons: 2
Coding region: 1-666 (221 amino acids)
Source: RefSeq, a predicted model, not a curated record